AUGACUCGCAGCACGCCCAGCACUUCUUCAUUCCGUGGUCUUAUUGAAACUCUUUUCCCAAACCAGAGAGUUUCAAGCAUACAGGCUUAUGAUGAGGAUCCACACCCACAUUAUCUUCUACGGCUAUCUGGCGGCACCGAACUCGUGUUGAAGACGUCGACACCGCAUCCAGAAACCGUGUUAUACUAUGAACGACACUCGCUCGAAGUGGAGGCCCAUGUAUUGUCAUUACUCGAACCAAGUGAAAUAUGGUGCAUCCCAAAGCUCAUCCAGUGUGAAGUGUCUCCAUCAUCUCCGACAAUAACGUGUCUAUUACGUUAUAAGUGCAAGGGCGUCCCGCUUUCAGAGAUUCAAGAGUCUUUGACCACAGACGACCUACGGCGGAUUGAUAGGCAGCUCGGAAUCGCUGUCGAUCAGAUCGGACAACACACUGCAACUAAAUUUGGCUCCGUUCAUGACAUCUGCGUUGGGGGAGGGGAGAGAACUUGGAAACGUGCAUUCCUAAAUCUCCUUGAAUCUCUUCUGUGGAACGCAGAAAACAUGUUCAUCUCCCUACCGUACUUUGAGAUUCGGCACCAGGCCAGCCGCCUGUCGGCUGUUUUCGAUGAAGUUACGGAGCCACGGUUGAUUCUCUACAACAUCAGCCGAUCGUCACAUCUUGUCAUCGACCCCAAGACCAAAGACGUCAGCGGGGUUAUCGACUUCACGGCUGCGACCUGGGGCGACGUAUUGAUGACGGACAUCUUUGAAAACCCUUCAUCCGACAUUCUUAAAGGAUAUGGGUCAGAUCCAACGCGAGAAGGCUCUGCACCCAUCCGACUGCUGUUCUACUCCUGCUACCGAAACAUCCUCAAAAUCGUAAAACAGUACUAUCGAAACCAAUCCCACGAAGAGGAGCUUCGCGUCCGAAAAGCUCUAAUGGCGAACCUCGCCUCUAUUGCAGCCUUUAACCCAUAA
Arthroderma uncinatum is the source of this 957-nucleotide messenger RNA. RefSeq lists its product as uncharacterized. Bases 1 to 957 code for a protein of 318 amino acids. The transcript has 2 exons. NCBI's taxonomy places the organism in Eukaryota, Fungi, Ascomycota, Eurotiomycetes, Onygenales, Arthrodermataceae. The record is from RefSeq and is a predicted model, not a curated record.